Cyprinus carpio (common carp) is the source of this 1848-nucleotide messenger RNA. Its product is annotated as protein Tob2-like. Gene Ontology annotation, biological process: regulation of gene expression. Gene Ontology annotation, cellular component: nucleus; cytoplasm. NCBI's taxonomy places the organism in Eukaryota, Metazoa, Chordata, Actinopteri, Cypriniformes, Cyprinidae. The record is from RefSeq and is a predicted model, not a curated record. Gene Ontology annotation, molecular function: transcription corepressor activity.
CAAACCGAAGUUUCCACGGGCGCGUGCGGGAGCGGCGACGCAUCACGCCAUGACAUGAGAUAAAUUAAACCUAAAAUUAAGCAAAAUAAAAGUGCGCAACACAAGGCAGCGAUUCUUUGUGAAGGAUUUCUCCAAAGCCUCAAGCACGAAUAAUUUCUGAUAUUUGUGUAAUAAACGGAAAUAAUGUGCGCAGGACAGAAACAAGAGCUUUUAAUCAAGGCUUUGACGAAACUGGAUCUUGGAAAGCUGCUGUCCAGUCUUCAUACAUCAGUGCUUCAGGGUGAAGACUUUUAAAGAUCAACUGGUCUCUGACAAUCACUUUUGAAGCGAUUUCUGAGCAACAAUCCAAAAUCAGAGGCCCUUGCUUUUAAAUUGACGUUUAAGGCUAAGACUAAAGGCUCUCACCUGGAUAUUUGCAAGAGAUGUAAGAACAGCCAUAAAUCUCUGUAUAACUGAAGGAACUUUCGAGACAUAAUCAAAUUCAUCAUGCACCUGGAAGUUAAAGUUGCGUUGAACUUCAUCGUGUCCUACUUGUACAACAAGCUCCCGCGCCGUAGGGCAGAUCUGUUUGGUGAGGAGUUGGAGCGUAUCCUGGUGUCCCGCUUUGAAGGGCAUUGGUACCCUGAAGCUCCUUUACGUGGUUCUGCCUUCCGCUGCCUGCAUCUGGGAGCUCCCAGGGACCCUGUGGUGGAGCUGGCAGCCAGGAGGAGCGGUCUGGACACAGAUGAGGUCCGUGCCAACGUUCCCCCCGAGCUCAGUAUUUGGAUCGAUCCUUACGAAGUGUCCUACCAGAUUGGGGAGAAGGGUGCCGUGAAAGUCCUCUACACGGAGGAUCCCCCAGGUUUAGGGGGAGAUGCCGAAAGGUCAGACGUUGCUCUCACAGGAGAUGUGGAGUUUGAGGAUGUCAGGAAUCUGGGCUUUAACCCAGAGGCUCAGGUGUUUGUGCCCAUCGGUGGCCAGGUGUCGCCGGUUAUGCUACCGUCGCUCUCCAGUUCGCCAGCUCCUCUUUCUACCUCAUCUUGCCCGGGACUGUUCGGUUACGCCGCUCCCAGCACUCCCACCAAUCCCAGCGCUCAUUCCUCCAACACAUCUACCCCCUCGCCACCAGGCGGCAGCCUUUUGUACUCUACACCCAACUCGCGGCCCAUACCUCAGCCGAUCACCUUCACCACAGCCAGCUUCGCCGCCACCAAAUUUGGCUCCACUAAGAUGAAGUGCGGGAACCCUGGAGUUGCCUCCGGUUCUGGCGUUGUCACAGCUACGCAACAGAGGAUGAUCACGUGCUCCCCAAGCACCAUCUCCCCACCGGGGCUGGUCAAGCACAAACCCCUGUCCCUCUCCAUGCACUCUCUAGCUGGACCCAUCCCAAGCCAAUUGUCUCCUAAUGCCAAAGAGUUUGUGUUUCCCGCUUCCCAGAGGCCCCUCUACUUUGAUGUCGAAGGUCCAUCAAUGGCGCCAUUCCAGGCUCCACACCCACAUGCCUCCUUCGAUCCAUUCUCCAGUCCACAACCAGGACAGGCUGUGGGAAUCAUUGGAGGCAACAGUGGAGUUUCCUUCAUAGAUAAACCUCCAUUUGUGGAAGGACUCGGAUACAACCUGCAGUAUUCCAGCCAGGCCUUCCAACCUGUGGUACUGGCCAAUUAAAGUCUCAGAGUUGAAGAGAUCCCAGUGCUGAAACGCUUUCCUUGAGGACUUUUUUUUUUUUUUUUCCCUCCAUAAAUCAUAAACUACCACCAUGAUAAAUCAAAGUAUUAUGACUACUAAUUGAGUGUUACUUGUGAUUAUUUUCCAUUCAUUUGUUUCUGGUUUCAUGAUGUUGUUUAUUUUUUUUAUGAAUAGACUAUUUUU